CCAAAAGUGGCAUUACGUGUGGAUCUCGUUGACACUCCCAUCACUGUUCUUCGUCUCCUCCCUCCUUCCUCCAAACAUGUUGUACCGAAGAAUCUCACCUUCACUGUUCACUCUCUACUCCGCUCUCCCCUCGCUUCCUCACCAAGAUCCAUGUCUCUUCUGAUCAGAUCCUCCUACGUCUCUCAAUUCCACACUCGAAACUCAAAACCAUCCUCUUUCUCCGAUCAAACCCCGUCAAAAUCACCGUUCUUCUCUUCAUUCAACCACAACCCAUUAAUCAAUUUGGUCUAUAAACGCAACCCAAGAAUGCAAUCUCUCUCCUUUCCUUCGUCAAUGACCGUUAAGAGCUCCUUGAUCGACCCAGACGGUGGGGAGCUAGUGGAGCUGGUAGUACCCGACUCAGAGAUCGAGCUGAAGAAGAAGGAAGCAGAGUCGAUGCCGAAAGUGAAGCUGACGAAGAUCGAUCUGGAGUGGGUGCACGUGAUCAGCGAAGGCUGGGCUAGUCCUUUGAAAGGGUUCAUGAGAGAAGACGAGUAUCUUCAGAGUCUUCAUUUCAACUCUCUAAGGCUGAAAGAUGGGUCUCUUGUCAACAUGUCUCUUCCUAUUGUUCUUGCUAUUGAUGAUCAGACCAAAGAACAGAUCGGUGUGUCCAAGAAUGUUGCUCUUGUUAGCCCUCAAGGAGACAUCGUUGGUUCUCUCCGCAGUGUGGAGAUAUACAAACACAACAAGGAAGAAAGGAUUGCUCGGACGUGGGGAACUACUUCUCCAGGAUUACCUUACGUGGAAGAACAUAUUACUCCGUCAGGAAACUGGUUGAUCGGUGGAGAUUUAGAAGUUUUCCAGCCGGUUAAGUACAACGAUGGUCUUGAUCACUACAGGCUAUCUCCUAAACAGCUUAGGAAAGAGUUCGAUAACCGUAAAGCUGAUGCUGUCUUUGCAUUCCAGCUAAGGAACCCUGUGCACAAUGGUCACGCUCUGUUGAUGAACGAUACAAGAAAAAGGCUUUUGGAAAUGGGUUAUAAGAAUCCUAUUCUCUUGCUUCACCCUUUGGGAGGUUUCACAAAGGCUGAUGAUGUUCCUCUUGAUGUUCGAAUGGAACAACAUAGCAAGGUUCUAGAAGAUGGAGUUCUUGACCCGGAGACUACUAUUGUCUCGAUAUUUCCAUCGCCGAUGCACUAUGCUGGUCCAACUGAAGUUCAGUGGCACGCCAAGGCUAGGAUCAAUGCUGGUGCUAAUUUUUAUAUUGUAGGUCGUGAUCCUGCGGGGAUGGGACAUCCUACUGAGAAGAGAGAUCUGUAUGAUCCUGAUCAUGGGAAGAAAGUGUUGAGCAUGGCUCCUGGUCUUGAGAAACUAAAUAUUCUUCCAUUUAGGGUUGCAGCUUAUGAUACAGUUGAGAAGAAGAUGGCGUUUUUUGAUCCCACUCGUGCAAAAGAGUUUCUUUUCAUUUCUGGAACAAAGAUGAGAACGUAUGCAAGAACAGGGGAGAGUCCACCGGAUGGGUUUAUGUGUCCGAGUGGAUGGAAUGUUCUUGUUAAAUAUUAUGAGAGCUUGCAAGAAAGUGAUGAUUCAUCAAAACAACAACAAGCCGUUGUUUCAGCCUAAAGAAUCA
Messenger RNA from Brassica oleracea var. oleracea, 1609 nucleotides. RefSeq names its product ATP sulfurylase 2. Gene Ontology annotation, molecular function: sulfate adenylyltransferase (ATP) activity; adenylylsulfate kinase activity. The coding region runs from base 151 to 1602 and encodes 483 amino acids. Lineage: Eukaryota; Viridiplantae; Streptophyta; Magnoliopsida; Brassicales; Brassicaceae. The transcript has 4 exons. The record is from RefSeq and is a predicted model, not a curated record. Gene Ontology annotation, biological process: sulfate assimilation.